AUGUUGUCGGUGCAUGUCGGUGGGGCCGUAGCCCGCGCCCUCCCUUGGCGGGCUGGACUGGUCUCCAAAAAUGCUGUGGGAUCAUCCUUCAUUGCUACAGGGAAUCUCCAUGCCUCUAACACUUGUCUUCAGAAGAUCGGCACUGCCGAGGUGUCCUCUAUUCUUGAAGAGCGAAUUUUUGGAGCUGAUACCUCUGUUGACCUUAAAGAGACUGGGCGUGUCUUAAGUAUUGGUGAUGGUAUUGCCCGAGUACAUGGGCUGAGGAAUGUUCAAGCUGAAGAAAUGGUAGAGUUUUCUUCAGGCUUAAAGACUGGCAAAACAUCAAUUGCUAUUGGCACAAUCAUUAACCAGAAACGUUUCAGUGAUGGAACUGAUGAAAAGAAGAAGCUGUACUGUAUCUAUGUUGCUAUUGGUCAGAAGAGAUCCACUGUUGCCCAGUUGGGGAAGAGACUUACAGAUGCAGAUGCCAUGAAGUACACCAUUGUGGUUUCAGCUACCGCUUCUGAUACUGCCCCACUUCAGUACCUGGCUCCUUCUGGCUGUUCCAUGGGAGAAUAUUUCAGGGAUAAUUGCGAACAUGCUUUGAUCAUCUAUGAUGACUUAUCCAAACAGGCUGUUGCUUAUCGUCAGGUGUCUUUGCUGCUGCACGGACCACCUGGUGAUGUGUUCUACCUACACUCCCGUCUGCUAGAGAGAGCAGCCAAAGUGAACCAUUCUUUUGGUGGUGGCUCCUCGACUGCUUUACCAAUCAUAGAAACACAAGCUGGUGAUGUGUCUGCUUACAUUCCAAUGAAUAUCACUUCCAUCACUGACGGACAGAUCUUCUUGGAAACAGAAUUGUUCCACAAAGGUAUUCGCCCUGCCAUCAACAUUGGUUUGUCUGUGUCCCGUGUUGGAUCUGGCCAAACCAGGGCCAUGAAGCUGGUGGCAGGUCCCGUGAAGCUGGAAUUGGCUCAGUAUCAUGAGGUUGCUGCUUUUGCUCAGUUCGGUUCUGAUCUUGAUGCUGCCACUCAACUAUUGAGUCGUGGUGUACGUCUGACUGAAAUGCUGAAGCAAGGACAGUAUUCUCCCGUGGCUAUUGAAGAGCAAGUGGCUGUUAUUUAUGCCCGUGUAAGAGCGUAUCUUGAUAAACUGGAGCCGAGGAAGAUCACAAAGUUUGAGAGGGCUUUCUUGUCUCAUGUUAUCAGCCAACACCAAACCCUGUUGGGCUAUAUCAGGACUGACGGAAAGAUCUCAGAACAGUCAGAUGCAAAGCUGAAAAAAAAAUUGUAACUAACUUCUUGGCU
Myotis davidii is the source of this 1286-nucleotide messenger RNA. RefSeq names its product ATP synthase subunit alpha, mitochondrial-like. Gene Ontology annotation, biological process: proton motive force-driven ATP synthesis; proton transmembrane transport. NCBI's taxonomy places the organism in Eukaryota, Metazoa, Chordata, Mammalia, Chiroptera, Vespertilionidae. Gene Ontology annotation, molecular function: ADP binding; ATP binding; proton-transporting ATP synthase activity, rotational mechanism. The record is from RefSeq and is a predicted model, not a curated record.